AUGUCCCGUGACAAUAAGAUGAAGGGUCUCCUUAAAGGGUUGAAAUUUAUUUCUCAGAUAUUUGAUAGUAAUGAAAAAGAACCAGAAAUUGAGAUUGGUGGUCCCACAGAUGUAAAGCAUGUGGCACAUAUUGGAUGGGAUGGUCCUACUGAAAAUGCUCCCAGCUGGAUGAGUGAAUAUAAUUCUGUUACAGGGCUUUCGUCAUCAGCACCUCUAAAUAUGAAUGGAGAUAGAGGAACUGAUGAUUCAGAGAAUUGGGUCGCUCCAGAAACAAUAAAAAGAGGUUCAAGGUCAAUGCAUCUUGAAGAGAACACACAUGAGUUACCUUUACCUAAAUCAUCUAAGAAUCAACCACAUUCAACUAGAAACUUAAGAGAGUCACAUGCAAAAGAAAAAGCAGACAAACCAAGACAACCAAAAAGGAACUCAAAACGUUCAACAUCAAAUGAUGCUUUAAAUGAAUCCAACCUCACAACAAGAGAACAACCUAUACCAAUGGAUACAGAUUCUCUCCAACUCCAAAAAACUAGUGAUGAUAAUUUGCCACCUAAGAUCCAAUCAGACAACCCUAAAAGGACUAAUUACAAGAAAACAAAAGAUGUUCAAGGUGUUAGUGGAUCAUCCAAAUCUAGAUUAAAAUCUCAACAUAAAGAACACAAUUCCAACGAAGACACACCUUCAAUAUCAUGUUCCAAAUCUAAGGAUCAAAUUUCCAAUGAAGAGAUAGGUUCUAAAUCUAAAGAACCUAAGUCUAAAGAAGGAUCUCAUUUGAGGUCCAAUGAAGGACGACGUCAUUCAAGACCUGAUUCCAAACCUAAAACGAAGCAUAGAAUCAAUGAAGAAGAUGGACAAUUUGAGAGAGAAUCUAGUGAAGAUAUAUUGAGAAAUUGUCCAAAUUAG
Molecule: messenger RNA, 900 nt
Organism: Vicia faba (fava bean)
Lineage: Eukaryota; Viridiplantae; Streptophyta; Magnoliopsida; Fabales; Fabaceae
Source: the annotation of a GenBank genome assembly